Molecule: messenger RNA, 860 nt
Organism: Bactrocera dorsalis (oriental fruit fly)
Lineage: Eukaryota; Metazoa; Arthropoda; Insecta; Diptera; Tephritidae
Exons: 3
Coding region: 223-618 (131 amino acids)
Biological process (GO): septate junction assembly
Source: RefSeq, a predicted model, not a curated record
AAAUAGUAUUCGGGUGCCUCGAUUUACAGCUACGACUCUCAACAGUUCACUUUUUACCUUGGAUACGCUCGUUUCGGUUCUCUCGCCGAGUUCGGUUUAUUGGCGAAUGGUGUAAAAGGAUAUGUGAACGGCUGAGUUAUUAGAUUUGUUUUGAUAAAAUAGAUUGUAGUAGCUUGCAUUUCUGGUAUUAGAAACCGGGCGUAGUGGCUCGAAGUGAGAAAAAUGUCACACAAUGAACGGAAAGCUCAUUUGAGUGCGAUUAAAUUUAUGGAAUUGGGAUUUUCCGCCGCCUGCCUGGCAUUGCAUUUCUACAGUUUCGACGACCGCGACAUACUGACCUCAUUCGUAGCGACGGGCACCUUUUCCGGCUACAUAAUAGUGGUUGUGGGUAUUUUCGCAGGUGUCCUAAUGCGUGCGCCCAUACACAGACGCAUCGACAUAUUCUACAGCGUGCUCGGCUGUGGGCUGUUCAUCGCCUCGGGUGUGUUCAUAAUCGAGGCAUGGGAAUUUUCAUUUCGCACACGUACACGCGAUUUGGCGCUCAUUAAGGCAUCGCUGGCCAUUGUGAAUGGGGUGUUGUUUGGCUUCGAUGCGAUUUUUACCUUUCGUGACAAAUGAGAGCGUAACACAAGCGGACGUCGUUGGACGGGAGCGGGUGGAGGGGGAUUGCGAUGAUGCGUUUCCGGAAUUGCCAGAAUUUUAUAGAGUUUUUUAAGUCAUAAAGCGCAUGCAUACAAACUUAUACACACAUAAAAUACAUUUCUCAUUACAACAGUUUUAUUUUUAGCUCUAGUUUGUACUCAUACUAGUUUUUCUGCCAUUUUUUAACUACUUUGUUGUUGUUUAUUUAGAUGCUUUUU